Messenger RNA from Heterocephalus glaber (naked mole-rat), 2418 nucleotides. RefSeq names its product sorting nexin 31 (gene Snx31). NCBI's taxonomy places the organism in Eukaryota, Metazoa, Chordata, Mammalia, Rodentia, Bathyergidae. The record is from RefSeq and is a predicted model, not a curated record. Gene Ontology annotation, biological process: endocytic recycling; intracellular protein transport. Gene Ontology annotation, molecular function: phosphatidylinositol binding. Gene Ontology annotation, cellular component: early endosome.
CACCCCCGCGAGGUCGUAGCGCUGCAGCCACCCGGGUCCCGCUCAGAGCCGCAGCCGGCCGAGCGUCGCAGGUCCGGCAGCCGCUCCAACAUGAAGACGCACUUCUGUAUCCCGGUGUCCCAAAGGCGGCCCGACGCGCUGGGGGGCCGCUACGUGCUGUACUCCGUGUACCUGGACGGGCUCCUCUUCUGCCGGGUGCGCUACAGCCAGUUGCAUCGUUGGAACGAGCAGCUCCAGCGGGUCUUUGGAAGCAGUCUGCCGCCCUUUCCACCGAAGUAUUAUCUGGCAAUGACCACAUCUAUGGCUGAUGAGAGGAGGGCCCAGUUGGAACAGUAUUUGCAAAAUGUAACUGCGGACCCAAAUGUGUUGCGAAGUGAUGUCUUCAUUGAGUUUUUAAAGCUGGCACAGCUGGUCUUGUCCUGCACUCAGAAAAUAUGUACGGAAUGGUUACCGACAGCCAGCACCGAGCUAGAGAUGGAGACAUCAAACACAUUUAACAUCACUGCUGAGAAAGCCUUUCUGGAUAUAUUUCUGCCCAAUGGAAGAAGCGUUAAUAUAGAAAUUCUAACAUCAGAUUCUGCUGAAAGAGUGCUCGAGGUGGUGUCACACAAACUCCGACUGAGUCGGGAGCUCGUGGGCUACUUCGGCCUCUUUCUCAUUCGGUUUUACAAGGAGGGCAGCCUGUCUGUUGUGAAAAAGUUGGCAGAUUUUGAACUCCCUUAUGUUAGUCUUCGAAGUUCUGAAGUGCAGAACUGUAAGGUUGGACUCCGGAAGUGGUACCUGGACCCGGCCUUCGACUCCGUGCUGAUGGGCUGCAGAUCGGCUGUGGAAUUGCUCUACAUGCAGGCAGUGCAGGACAUUGAAAAAGAAUGGAUCAAACCUACGCAGGGACAGAGGCAGGAAUUAGAGGCUCUUCAGAAAGAAAACAAUCAAACCAAGUUCCUGCAGCUAUGCCAGGAGGUACAGCACUAUGGAUACAUGCAGCUGGAUCCCUGCCACUGUGAUUCCCCAGAGCCAGGCUGCAGGGCCGUGCUCUCUGUUGGCAACGAUGAGAUCAACUGCUGCAUCACCCUGCCUGACAACCGGACCCAGGACGUCGUCUUCCAGAUGAGCAGGGUGAAGUGCUGGCAGGUCACUUUCCUUAGGACUCUGCUGGAUAUGGAUGGGCCCCAGCGAACUCUCAACCAGAAUUUAGAACUCAGAUUUCAAUACAGUGAAGAUAGUCACUGGCAAUGGUUUAUCAUUUACACCAAACAGGCAUUUUUGCUGAGUAGCUGCUUGAAAAAGAUGGUCUCAGAGAAGAUGGCAAAGCUAGCUGCUGAGAAUACAGAAAUGAUUGAAGUUCCGGGAAAAAGCAAAAGCAAAAAAUACCACAUUCAACAAAGCAAGCAAAAACAGUAUUCUAGUUUUCUAUCAAGAAAAAGCAAGAUUAAGAGAGCUGAAGGUGACUGUGUUUUUGGAACCAUAAAGGAAGAAGAUCUUUGAAGAAAAGUCUCACCUUUGAAAUGUCCCCUAAGCUAUCUGAAGACAGUGAGUGGAAAAGCUUGGGGACUGGAGAUGGGCUUCCGACCAUUGGGAAAUUUCCUGACUUCUUCCUAUAUCUUCUGACAUUAAAAUAGACUAUAGUCAUCAAGACUACCACAGCAUUCUAUGUACAUUUCAAGAUUAAAAAGACAUAAGAACUAAAGUCAUAGAAUUUGUUCUUAACAGCUCAUAAAUCACAAGUGGCAGAUUCAAAUCAACUAAAUGCGAAAGUCACUGCCUUUUUCCCCCUAGAAUAGAUGCUUACCUGGCUUCAUGAAGUCUUUUGCGUGUUCUAGUAUUACAUAAAUGAAAGUCUGGUUCUGACAUGUUAUCAGUGCAUUUGGGGCAGAGUCCUAAAGAAGUGAUUCAUCAGCUGAGAAAAACUGGGUUCUGUCGAAGAAGAGGAAUCGCUGGGGAAGAAACCCACACUUCUCUGACCUGUCCACAGAGCUGUAACAAGGAGGGGUGCAGUGUGGACUUGUUUCCUUACCUAGUUCCGGAGGUGCCAGCAUGGGUGACCUCAGCGUCAUGUGCUGCUGACCUUUGUGGGUCAGACUGUGUUCUGCCCUUAGAAUAUUGAAUUUGGUUCACUGGUCAUCAUGCUGUUUUGAAUGUUUCUAUUUGGGAAAGCAGUAAGGCCUUGUACUUGACAUCAAAUACCUUUUAAGUCCCUUUGCUUUAAAAUUGUGUGUAUUUUGUCUCUAUGUUUUUCCUUAUUGAGUUCUAUUAUUUUAUGGUAAUUAAUGUAAUUAUUAUAGAAUUGGGUAUACAAUAAUUCCCACAAUAAAGAAGAGGAACAGAGGAAGCUAAUGUAAUUAGGAAAAAGUACAAUAUCUUAAUAUUCUUUCCUGAUUUACAUAAUGAUAUAAUAAAUAUGAACUAUAUUCUACUGAA